Messenger RNA from Perognathus longimembris pacificus (Pacific pocket mouse), 3157 nucleotides. RefSeq names its product gap junction protein alpha 1 (gene Gja1). The transcript has 2 exons. Gene Ontology annotation, molecular function: transmembrane transporter activity. Gene Ontology annotation, biological process: heart development; cell-cell signaling. Gene Ontology annotation, cellular component: connexin complex. Lineage: Eukaryota; Metazoa; Chordata; Mammalia; Rodentia; Heteromyidae. The record is from RefSeq and is a predicted model, not a curated record. Bases 248 to 1396 code for a protein of 382 amino acids.
GGCUUGAAACUUUUAAAAGCUCAGUGCUCCAACUUAGAAAAAAGCUUUUUUACGAGGUAUCAGCACUUUUCUUUCAUUAGGGGGAAGGCGUGAGGAAAGUACCAAACGGCAGCAGACUUUUAAACUUUAAAUAGACAAGUCUGAGUGUCUGAACUUGCCUUUCCCCAGUCUCUCAUCCACCCAGGAGUUCCACGGCUUGGCGCGCCUGCUUCGCUCCUUUUAAGCGACAGAGAGGUGCCCAGGCAACAUGGGUGACUGGAGCGCCUUAGGGAAACUUCUGGACAAAGUCCAAGCCUACUCCACAGCUGGAGGGAAGGUGUGGCUGUCUGUGCUCUUCAUUUUCCGCAUCCUGUUAUUGGGGACAGCAGUUGAGUCUGCUUGGGGCGACGAGCAAUCUGCCUUUCGAUGCAACACUCAACAGCCUGGCUGUGAGAACGUGUGCUACGACAAGUCUUUCCCCAUCUCCCAUGUGCGCUUCUGGGUCCUGCAGAUCAUAUUCGUGUCUGUACCGACCCUGCUGUACCUGGCACAUGUGUUCUAUGUGAUGCGAAAGGAAGAGAAACUAAACAAGAAAGAGGAAGAGCUCAAAGUGGCCCAAACAGAUGGCAUGAACGUGGAGAUGCACUUGAAGCAGAUUGAAAUCAAGAAGUUCAAGUAUGGCAUUGAGGAGCACGGCAAGGUGAAGAUGCGCGGGGGGCUGCUGCGCACCUAUAUUAUCAGCAUUCUCUUCAAGUCAGUCUUCGAGGUGGCCUUCCUGCUCAUCCAGUGGUACAUCUAUGGCUUCAGCUUGAGUGCCGUCUACACAUGCAAGAGAGACCCCUGCCCGCAUCAGGUGGACUGCUUCCUCUCACGCCCCACCGAAAAAACCAUCUUCAUCAUCUUCAUGCUGGUGGUGUCCCUGGUGUCUCUCGCCUUGAACAUCAUCGAGCUCUUCUAUGUGUUCUUCAAGGGGGUGAAGGAUCGGGUGAAGGGAAGGAACGACCCCUACCACCCCAACGCUGGCAGGCUGAGUCCCUCCAAAGACUGUGGAUCUCCAAAAUACGCUUAUUUUAAUGGCUGCUCCUCACCAACCGCCCCUCUCUCGCCCAUGUCUCCUCCUGGCUACAAGCUGAUUUCUGGUGACAGAAACAAUUCCUCUUGUCGCAAUUACAACAAACAGGCCAGCGAGCAAAACUGGGCCAAUUACAGCGCAGAACAAAAUCGCAUGGGACAGGCAGGGAGCACCAUCUCCAACUCCCACGCCCAGCCUUUCGAUUUCCCCGACGACAACCAGAAUUCUAAAAAAGUGACAGCCGCACUGGAACUACAGCCACUAGCCAUGGUGGACCAGCGACCUUCAAGCCGACCCAGCAGCCGCACUAGCAGCAGACCUCGGCCGGAUGACCUGGAGAUCUAGACACGGGCUGGAGAACGUCAAGAUUCCACUCCAUUUGUGGAGGAGAUCAAAAAGGUGCUGUUGCUGUGUGCGCCUUGAGGUGUUCAUUUUCGUUCUAAUGGAGGUGGUACUUACACAAAGCCUUAGAUUUAAGGCUUGGGGGGAAAAACACAAAAGACAUAGAAUACACUAGGUUGGGGGAGGGGUAUCUAGGGGGAGGUGGAUGGGAAGGGAAGGAGAUAUGUAACCUGCUGGUUGGUAUUUAAUGUAGUGGAUUCAAACAAGUUCCAAUUCUGUAUUAGGAGAGGGUUUUAUCUCCCCCCACCCCCAACACACACACUUAAGAAUGGUUUCUGUGUAUGUGAAUGUGUGGGUGAUAAUUAUGGCUGCGGGUCUUUUUUUUUUUUUUUUUUUUUUUUACAUUUUUUGCUUUACCAAGAAGCUGAAAGAACUUUGUACAGGAAUAGUAAAUACUUCCUGAACAUCCUAUUUUUCAACUAGAAAAGGACACACAGUUGUCCUUAUGUCCCUGCUCAAACAUUCCAUUGUUAAAAUUUGCACUUUGAAGGCCUGACCCUCCAGGUGUCAAAGGACUUGCGCUACUAUUUGUAUAUUUUUAAGAAAUUCUUGGUAUCGAUUAACAGUUCAGACAAGGCCCACAGAAAAAAAGGUUUUCCCUACAUGUGCUGGUUCUGGUGUCCAUUUUCUUUAAUCCACUUCAUAACAUCUUUGCCAUUUCUUUCCCCAUCAUUCCUCAUCUAGGACUCACAUCCAUCAGAUGCUUUCUGUGUACAUUUUUUAUAAUAGUUGGGAUGUCAUUUACCAUUUAAUCGCAUUAGUGUCAGGGAAGCAAACCAUUCUCCAUAUUUAAAUCACUUGCAUGUGUCUGUAUGAGAAAGUGUGUUUCUAUUUGUCAAUGUAUUGGUACAAGUAAAUGCAGUAUAAACUCACAAACACAGAUUUGAAAAUAAUACACACAGUGUUCAAAGUUGAACCUUUCUCAUGGAUUUUGUGGUGUGGGCCAAUAUGGUGUUUACAUUAUAUAAUUCCUGCUGUGCAAAGUAGAGCACAUUUUCUUUUUUUAAAAAAUGAUUUCUUCCAUGUAUCCUAUUGUGGGUACUGGGUUUGUUAAUUAUGAUUAAUUUUUGUUUCUUCUUUUUUUUUUAGAAUGUAGCAGUAAUGCUAUUACUGAAACAAAUGAUUUUUCUUUUCUGAAAUAUAAUCAUUGAUGCUUGAAUGAUAGAAUUUUAGUACUGUAAACAGGCUUUAGUCAUUAAUGUGAGAGAUUUAGGAGAAAUGCGUAGUGUGGACUAUAGAGUUUGCCUAAAUGAGUUUUGCAGUAACUGAUGAUGUUCUUGGGUUUUUUUUUUCUUACUUAAUACACAUUAAUUCAGAAAUCAUAUUUGGAUUUGAAAUGUCUGGAGUGACCAGCCACUUUGAUGUUUGCACUAAGGUUUUAUUGGGAGUGCAAGAGAGGUUGAAAGAGAUUUCAGUAGUACAUGUGUAACUAAUUUAUUUGAACUCUAUGCUAAAGACAUCUACUAGCUGAUCUUCAAAUGCCUUUUUUUAAAACCCAUCACAGAUGAUUGGGAAUGCUGAAUAUCAAACAUUUCAUGUCAGCUACAUAAAUGGUUUUGUACAAUGAAAAAUACUAAUUUGUUUGACAUUCCAUGUUAAACUACUGUCAUGUUCAGCUUCAUUGCAUAUAAUGUAGGCCUAGUCCAUCAAAUCAUGUGCUCUGGAGAGUGUUCUUUAUUCAAUAAAGUUUUAAUUUAGUAUAAA